AUGGAGAAGCCAGCGAAGUAUCUGUCGUCGGUGCAGGGGACCGGCCCCGCGCCGGUGCCUCUCGGGGAGAUGAUGUCGAACGGCACCGGGUCGGAAGCGACGGGCGAAGGCGAAAGGGACAGCUUGGUUUUACGCGCCGUGACAGGCUGCUUGCUCUUCGUCCUCAUCCUGUGGACCCUGCUGGGGAACAUAUUGGUGUGCUCGGCCGUACUGCGCUCGCGCCAUCUGCGGACAAAAGUGACCAACGUCUUUAUAGUGUCCCUGGCUCUGUCGGAUCUGUUCGUAGCCGUGCUGGUGAUGCCUUGGAAGGCCGUGGCGGAGGUGGCGGGGUACUGGCCGUUUGGCACUUUUUGUAACGUCUGGGUGGCUUUUGACAUUAUGUGCUCAACUGCCUCCAUCCUUAACCUUUGCAUCAUCAGCGUGGACAGAUACUGGGCUAUCUCCAGUCCUUUUCGCUACGAGAGGAAAAUGACUCAGAGAGUUGCUUUUGUCAUGAUUAGCAUCACUUGGACGUUGUCAGUGCUCAUUUCAUUCAUACCGGUCCAGCUCAACUGGCACAAAGCCAGCGGGGACGACGCGGUCGGGACAAGCAACUCCUCUGCGAGUCGCCACAUGGAAGAUAACUGUGACUCCAGCCUGAGCCGAGAGUACGCUAUCUCCUCGUCAUUGAUUAGUUUCUACAUCCCUGUGGCAAUUAUGAUAGUGACUUACACUCGAAUAUACCGGAUCGCGCAAAUCCAAAUCAGGAGAAUCGCUUCUCUAGAGAGAGCUGCGGAACACGCGCAAAGUUGCAGGACGAACAGAAUAGAGUGCCAACACCACAACACUUUAAAGACGUCCAUCAAGCGGGAAACCAAAGUGUUCAAAACCCUCUCUGUGAUUAUGGGUGUCUUUGUGUGUUGCUGGUUGCCCUUCUUCAUCCUGAACUGCAUGGUUCCCUUCUGCGACAAGCCGCCCACAGACCAUGACGCGGGCCUGCCGUGCGUCAGCGAGACCACCUUCGACGUUUUCGUGUGGUUCGGCUGGACCAAUUCUUCCUUGAACCCCAUAAUUUACGCAUUCAAUGCCGAGUUUAGGAAAGCCUUCGCCAGCUUGCUGGGCUGUCGAUACUUCUGCUCCAACACGCCUGUAGAAACGGUUAACAUCAGCAACGAACUGGUGUCCUACAACGAAGACACGUUGAUCCACAAGGAGAUCGCCAACGCCUACGUAAACAUGAUCCCCAAUGUAGUGGAAUGUGAGGAGACUUUUGACAGGCUGUCGCAGCUGACAGUCAACAAUGAGAACGCCACCGACUCUGUGUGUGACUUGGAGGACUGCGAAGCUGUUAUCAGUCUCGACAGCAUGUCGCCAUUCACACCCAAUGGAUUACAUUAA
This is a messenger RNA of Syngnathoides biaculeatus (alligator pipefish), 1377 nucleotides long. It is a transcript of the gene drd5a, whose product is annotated as dopamine receptor D5a. Gene Ontology annotation, cellular component: plasma membrane. Lineage: Eukaryota; Metazoa; Chordata; Actinopteri; Syngnathiformes; Syngnathidae. Gene Ontology annotation, molecular function: dopamine neurotransmitter receptor activity; G protein-coupled receptor activity. The record is from RefSeq and is a predicted model, not a curated record. The transcript has a single exon. Gene Ontology annotation, biological process: adenylate cyclase-activating adrenergic receptor signaling pathway. The coding region runs from base 1 to 1377 and encodes 458 amino acids.